AUGUUUGAUGAAAGACAGCAUAUUUUAGACAAGGACAGUGACAAUAUUGUAAUAUUGGAUGGUUUUACUAAUUGCUUGAAGCUGCGGAAGGAAGGCUUAGAUGGUCAUGAGAAGAUCAAGAGUUAUAUGUGUGUCUAUCUACUCAUUUCAAGCAGUGAGGUGGUGGAUCUAUCUUGGCUUUGCAAUACUGGAAGCUGUGAUGCUUGCUAUGCUGUUCCAUAUUUGAUUUAUGCAGCCAGUCACAGGGCAAAACAUGUGACAGUGAUGACUUUAGUGCUGAUUUUUGGUGCAAUGACUAUGACAUGGAUCUGUGACAAGAUUUCAGAGUCUGGAUUUGUUAUUUCCCAGGGCAUGUCCCUUCAUUUUUCGUCUUUCUAA
Messenger RNA from Fraxinus pennsylvanica, 378 nucleotides. Lineage: Eukaryota; Viridiplantae; Streptophyta; Magnoliopsida; Lamiales; Oleaceae. The record is from the annotation of a GenBank genome assembly.